AAAAAAAAAAAAAAAACAAAACAAAAAACACACAAAAUAAUGUAUUAUUCUACUUGCUUUCUGAUGGCUUUAGUGGGAGUGCAUAUAGGCACCACUGAAUAUUCUCAUUUAAAACAAAUGUGGUCCCACUAUUGAGCUCUUAAAAAAAAAAAAGAAAAUUGAAGGAAGUCCAACUUUAAAACUUAAGCUAUGUUUUACUGCUGAUGUUUGAACAAAUUCUGUGAUAGGAGGGUGUGGUGAGACAUACGAGCAUAUUGUAACAGGACAGUAACUUGGAAUUAAUAUGAUAUUUUGGGAAAGGUGGACAUUAUCUAGAGGAACCUUAUUGAGAACAUUCUUAGGAGGAACAAUGACAUACAAAAAGUGUUUUCUUGCAAAACGUGCUGGUCUAAAGCAGUGAAUAGAAACAAACAAUAAGCAAACUUUUAGAAUUAGCUUCUAGAAACUGAUUAUUUCAAUAGCAGACAUACUCGGAGAUUAAAAAUAGAAUAAAAUUUUAGAAAAUUCUAUGCAUGCAUUCAUUUGUUUGAAAGUUUCUGUUAAAAUUCAGUUAGAACUUUAACACAAAAAGUUAUCCUGAAAGUGGGUUAGGCUUGCAAGCAAUAAUAAAGGGAGCCUGUAAGAAUAACUCCUGCUUGUUUUUUUCAUACUUAAAAAUUAUUACUAAAAUGUUGUGAAUGUGUCAGUUACUCAUUUUUCCCUUCUUUUCCCAUGGCAUUUGAGCUUGAGGUGCUUUUAGGUUAUGUGCGUUUCUUCUGUAAACAUGGAAGAAACAGUGGCCUGUGCUUCUGGCCUCUGAUUAGAAACUAACACCUGUGUAUCUUUCACAGAGAGGAGAACAUCUGCUGUAGAGUAAUUGCUUUUAAAGAUAGUGUUAUCAUGUGACAAAGCUCAUGAUACCAAAGUGUUCCCAGCUUUUGGAAGAAGUAAGAUUGAGGUACACUGCAACAUGAAGACAGUAUUUAACUAUGGAAAUAAAAUCUCUAUUGUAUCACUGUGAACAUAACACUAAAUUAUUUUGUUUGGUAACGAUAGUGCAGGAGAAGCCUGGUAGUAGAUAAGUUGACAGCCAGCAUUUUUUAGCUUGUCUUUGUUACUGCCUCCAUUUUUUAUGCAAUUCUUAACAGUUUUAAUCCACUUUCCUUUCUGCCAAUUAAAGCAGUAUGAUAAAUUUGAAGGCUCAGUUAGGCUUUAGCUAGAGAUGGUACAAAUUAAAAAAAUAGUGUAUUUUUAAAAAUUGGUCAGCUAAUUACUGUCACUUUACAAUACUGUGUCUGCAGCAUAACUAAAGUUGAGUGUAUGUAAGGGUUGUAUUACAGCACUGUGCAAUGUUGCUGGAAUCAGAACUGUGAGUGUGCCAGCACCUGAAGAAGUAUUAAUAGCUGAUGUUGCCACUGGGUCUGCAGUACAUGUCUCAUUUCUUGUUCUUGCAUACCUGUUGCUUUCCCCUAGCCCUGAAUGCUUGAUGUUGCACUUUUUGCGCAGCCUUUGCUCCAGCAAAGAGGAGAGAAAGUAGCCUGGAAGUACAAUUUUCCGUAUUCCUUCAUAGCGAAAGUCAUUUCUCCCUUUUCCAAGUAAAGUCUUGGAGCAAAACUAAGAUGUGCAGUAUCCAUUGCAGCCUCAAAGCCUAUAAAAUAGUGCUGUGGAGGUGAUUUCGUAACAAAAUGAGAUUUAAUAUAAGAGAGGGACUCAAGUGUCCUGCUCUGCUACACUUUCCCCCAGGGUCUGAAAGGUACUGUUGUUUGGUAGUUGUAUGUUACAGUGUUUUACUGGGAGUCAGCCAGUAGAAUGUGUUCAAGCUAUCUAGUGAGCUUUCAUAAAGUGCUGUGAUGGUUUACAGGGUUACACAUGUGGUGCAUCAGCAUCCCAAGUCCUACUGUGGGUAUAAUUUCAUCAAUUCAGAUUCUGCUUUGAAUAGUAUCUGCCAAAAUAUAACCUUAUUUUAUGUUUCCCCUAGAGUCUAGAAAAAGUAAUAAUCCAAGGAGUGGAGUAUUUUCAUUAAAAAAGACAAAAUUGACUGAUUUCUACCUGUGCGUUGUGAACGUACUUUUAACAAGAUGCAUGAAGUUUGUUUUAAGAAAGCAAAUCAAUCUGUUACUGCACAUCUAAGAUUUUUAGACAGAAAAUAAGGCCAUAAAACAAUGCUUUCCAUUUAAACAAAAAUGGAUAAGUGUAAUAACAUAUCUUAAUGUAAACCAGAUAUGAAGCCGCUUAUAGUUGAGCUAACUACAGUCUGUAGUAGCAAUAAUAAUUGUACUUAUUUAACUGGAAGUCAUGAAGGAGUCACAGAGAUUUCAGAGGGAAGGGGGAGUUAUGUUUAAUUGGAGUUUAACACUUUUCAACUGAGAUGUGAUUCUCUUAUUUGGAAUGGCUGGUAAAAUUCUGCCUGUGUUCUGAGACUGUUGAUGAUGGUUGGGAAGCGACGAAGACAAACAAUGAUAGAGAAGUGGGAAAGGAAGAGAAUUAAGCAAUUCAUUAAUUUUUGUUUCGUUACAUUUCAGAUCUUACUCUGCAUGUAUUCCAUGGAUUGUUUACUUAUUUGAAAACUUGUAGAAAUAAAACCGUAAUUAAAAACAUGUUGUGUGUGUGCAGUAUGUCACUUUGUAUUUGAGUGCUGCUCUCUCUUCAGUAUUUUUCUAUUCAAACAAAUAAAUUUGGGGUUGUGGUUUUGUAUAGAGACCAGAAAAAAAUCACCAUGUUGGGUUGAUUAAAAAAAAACCUCUCAGCUGUUUUGAUGCAAACUUAAAGCAGAAUUUGAUUUGCAGUUCUUUUACACACAUGAGGUUCUGAAGGGUGUUUGACCUGGCUACUCAUUUUAUGAAAAGUCCAGAAAUAGCACAUUUUGUCAGGUAACAGUUUGCCUUAGAGUAUGAUGACUUCCUGCCUGUAUUUUGACAGCUGUUGUGUUUCAUGCAGAAGUUCUAAUUUUCUUCCUGGUCUGUCUUUAUUUGAUUAUUGUUUGGGUUAUUAAGCUGCAAUGAUUUACUGAAUUUACAAUUCCAUUUUAUACUCAUAUCACAGUGUCUUUCUAAUGUGACUGUUCUAUGGCCAGAGCUGUCUCCACUGUAGUGUAAAUACCUGAAUGUUUCUAAUGCCUAGAAGCACACAUUGUGUCUCAGGCAGAUACCACUGGCUCUUUGUGGAAACUUCCUACUAUCUUCUCAGCUACUUUAUGUCCCGUUCAGUGUUUUUCACUCAAACCUUUUAAUCAUUGCUACAGGAAUGAUGAUGGUGUUGAGUCUUGUAAAUAGGAUUUUUAAGUGUUUUUUUUUUUUUUUUUUAGCAUUUUUGCUGAUCUCUAGUUACUUGGAAUUUACAUUGGUUACAGUAGAUUUCCACUUAUACAGUUUUCCAAGGUAAAGCUGGUUAAAGGCAACUUGAGUUUCUAGCCUAUGGCAUCCAGCUGUCUCCCUGCAUGAGCUGGUUGGUCUUCUGUGGUUGGGAUACUUUACUUCUGCCUUCCUUCAAAAUGUUUCUAAAUGCGUAUGUGCAAUUAUGGCCUUUGGCUGCCUGAUGAAUGAAUCCCACUGUUGUAAAGCAUGUUGUGUAUUUUAUUGGUAUUCAUACUAGUUACUCUAUUCCCAGAAGCAGCCCAUUUUCUGAUUCUGCCUGUAAGUUUGAGAGCAAAAAUUUUUAAUUUCCUGAGUUAUUAAAAAUAGCCAGAGGCUGGAGUUGGUGUUAAGCCUUGAUUUUCUCAUUAUUUUAACAGUAGGUCAGAUCAAAUGUACAUCUAAUAAUGGUUCACAGCAUUUAGCUUCUUUUUAAGAUGAUCACAGAAUCACAGUGGUUUAUGAUGUGAACAAGGUAAAAUUAAACUAUGCACAGGGUUGAUUAAACUUCUUUUUGGUACAAUUAAUUUUUUUAAACUGACCACAUCUUGCAGUCUGGACACUUAUGUUGUGGGUUUUGUUAGGUUGGGUAUUUUCUGUAUGCUUAUACUGCUUGCGAUCUUAAUUCCUAUUGAAUUUAUCUAUCUUAAACUAGGACGCAUGUUGCAUAGAACAUGUCCUUUAGUCAUGAAUGUAUUCUUACACUGGCAUCUCUGAAAUGUGCUACACAAAGAAUUUUUUCAGCACUGUGUAAAAUCAGUGAAUGCCAUUUCUUUGCGGAUUUGGAAUUACUAAGACUUUGAUUGUUGUAACGUAAGUCUUCAUGUUACUAAAGUGAUUUUUGCUUAAUUUUUCUACUAUCAAAUAUUCUUUGGUUUUGAGAGUACCAAGAGAAAGAGCAGUGAAAAAUAUUGCCCUGAAAAAGAAGAAUACUACAAAGUGAAUGUAUUUGCAAAAUCUAAAAGUUUUAUACUUUUAAAUGAAAGUAAACUUAGCAUUUCGUUGUCAUCUAAAUGAUUUAAGUGAGGCUGUAACACUGUAUCUAAGAAUGUUUGAUUCAGCCAAGUUAAAAAUUGAUUCAGCCAUUGAAGACUUUCUGGUGACCAUAAAGUAAGAAGUGGGCUUUUUUUACCUGUUGUACUUUGUUCUUCUACUUUACUCUAUGUUGGUGCUCCUUGUCUGUAAGUUCCCUAACGUUCUGAGGGAACAGAGUUUUCUGGAAGCUGAAACAGAAAGGAAGGAGAAAGACUGUUUUGGAACAUGCUGUCAAUACGGCGAAACGACUUUGUAACAGCUGCAGAUUUGGGGGCAUAAUUCUAAUGUAUGUCAUGCACAUGAUCUGUAAAAAAUAUUUUAUCAUAGUGCUUUAUGGAGAAUAAAUAUUCAUUUUAUUAUGACUCCUGAUUUUAGGCUUGCAAACAAUAGGAGUGUGUUUAUGUAAGUUGUGUAAUGUGCUAAAUAAGCUUCCUUCUCCAUCAGUCCUGUGGUAACACUGUUCAUGUUCUCCUAGCAUCUUUUAGGCAGCUCCCUGUUUCAUUUAUCCCAGAAGAAUGCUAAGCUAUUAAUUGUGUUCAAAUAUGUAGUAUCAUAACAAAAUGAAUUUUUAUGACUUUUAAAAUAAUGUUAGUGUUGGUGAAACAGGAUACUAAUGGAAGAUAAUUUUUUAGAAAGCUGAUUUUACAUACAUACAAGGAUCUAAUUGGACAUCUUUUUCAAACUUUUGUGCGUAUCUAUUGCAACUGCUUGCUUAUGUGACCAAGAAAUUUAGGAACUAUUGAUUGUGCUUUUUGGAAAUCUUAAAGCUUUAUGCUAGUAGGUGCCCACUGUAGGCAGGAAAAGGUAACUAUUGUGUCUUUAUGCUUGAAGUUUUAAAUAACUACUACAUUAAAUCUACUGCUAAAUGUGACAGCAGAGUUGCUUGAUAUUUGUAAGAUAUUUCAUAUGGUUUGAAGUAACUGCUAUUACAGUUUUAAAGAAAAGGGUUUUUUAUGUGCUUUGCUUUACAGAAGUUUUAAUCCAAAGAGGACAUACGUUAUUUUAGAAGUUUUACUUAGAGCUAUUUGUGUCUUUUGUUGACAUCUGUUAUUUAAAAAUAUUUUAAAAUAAAUAUUUAUUUCAUUACAGAUGGAGGAGUUUGACACCGGUUGGGCAGCCUAUACCAGGAACUAGAUUUAUUGCGUUCAAAGUACCUUUAAAAGGGGAACUGAGAGGUGGUUGAGGCUGCUGCAUCUGUUCUGCCACUCUUUAUUGGUGGUGACAGAGCCAAAAGGCUCUCACAAUGGACAGCUCCCUAUUCAGAGAAAAUCCAGAUUUGUGCACGAGGCAUUUUCAUACCUAGAGCGGAGAACACAUGUCAGAAACCACAGGCUACAAUAGGGCAAUUAACCAGAGGCUUACCCCAACCCAGAAAUUUACACCAAAAGACUUAAUUGCUGCAAUGAAAGCCCUAAAUGUGGAGCUCGGAUUAAUUAUCGAUUUAACAUACACCACACGAUACUAUGAAGUUAAGGAUUUACCUAGAAGUGUGCAGUAUAAGAAACUUUAUACUGUUGGACUCGAAGUUCCUGAUAAUGCUACUAUUCUACAAUUCAAGAAAUGGGUCCGAAAAUUCCUAUGGGAAAAUGCAAGAAAUGAAAAACUCAUUGGUGUCCACUGUACUAAUGGAAUUAAUAGAACUGGCUACCUUAUAUGUAGAUAUCUUAUAGACGUUGAAGGCUGGGAUCCAGAGGCAGCAAUCCAAGCUUUUGGUGAUGCUAGGGGUCAUUGCAUGGAUGGUCUUGUAUACCUCACAGAUCUCAGAACACAACCAAUGAGAAGUAACCUUGGAAUGGAUGUAUGGGAUUCAGAUGAAGAUAUUGUUCCCCCACCAAAUGCAGCAGAAGGACCUGCGGAACAAUUCCCUAAUGAAGAUUUUCAGGGGUCUGGGAAAAGAUUAAGAGUUUAUGAUGACAACUCUCAUAAUAAUUUGCAAGGACAAACACAACUGAGAGAUUUUGAUUUCAUUAAUAAGGGACCUGGACGAAGACGAAGACCAUUUAAUGACCAUCAGACUCAGGAUAACUUGCGAGCACCAAUGCAGAUGAGAAAUUGGGACUACAAUAAGGGACCAGGGCAGAGGAAAAGACCAUUUCCUGAUCACCAGUUUUAUGAUGAUUGCCAAGAAGACACACAGCUGAAAGACUUCAGUAACAAGGGACCUGGACAACAGCUGAGACCUUUUUAUGGAUGCCAGUUUCGUGGUGAUUUACAGACAGAGAGACUAUCAAGGAACUUUGAAUUUAACAAAGGCCAUGGGCAGAGGCAGAGAUCUUUUCCUGACUGUCCAUCCCACAGUGAUUCACAGGAAGAUAUGAAGUCAAAGGAUUUUGAUUUUGGUAGCAGGGGCCGUGGCCAGAGGCAAAGGCUAUUCCACAAUCAUCCAUCUCGUGAUCAAUUUCAGACUCCAGUGCAGUCAGAAGAGUCAGAUCGUGUCAAAAAAGGUCCUGGCCAAAGACUGAGACCAUUCCAUGACUAUCAGUCACAGCCCCAGAUGCAACUGGAAGAGUUUGAAUUUGUUAACAGGGGCCGUGGGCAGAGAUCGAGACCUUUCCAUGAUCACCAUCCUCACAAUGCUCACAAUGACUUACAAACAGAGGUGCAGCUCAAAGAUUAUGAUAAUAAAGGUCCUGGGCAAAGGCGCAGACCUUUUCACGACCAUCAGCCUUAUGAUGACUUACAGGAGCAGCCUCAGUUAAAAGACUUGGAUUAUGUUAAUAGAGGGCAAGGACAAAAAAGGUCAAGACCCCUCCGUGAUCAUCCUGUUCAAGAUGACCUGCCACAUGAAUGGUGUUCAGACAGAAAUCAACCUUUCUCUUCCCAUGAAAAUGUAUCAGAACCUCAGUUCUCCUCAUCUCCUUCGCUUCACAGAGAUUAUGGAUCUGAUAAGGAUGACUUCAACAGAAGCUAUAGUAAUCGAGCAAGCUGUCCUGAAGACAAUAGGAGAGUGCAUCCUUCAGAUGAAUUUAGCAGAGGAAAAAGCAGAUUUGCACCAUAUUCUUCAUGCACAAUGCAUCCAUCCUCAUCCGUACACCAGGAAGAUAGUUCAUUAGACUGUGAAAUAAAAACUUUUGAAGCUGAAACUACUAGAGAAAUGGAACAAGGCAAAAGAUUACCAGUUGUAACAGUUGAUUACAAUUAUGGUCUGCCAUUAGAUUAUGGACCUGAAGAGGAGGAGAGAACACCUUAUGAUGUACCUCCAAGAGACUAUUACAGCUGGAACUGAAUUAAAGAAAGGCACUGUUUCCUCAGCUUAAGCUUGCAUCAAUCAGUUUUACUUUAUGUGGGCCAGGGUUCUUUGGUUGGUUUUGUUUUUUUUUACAUGUUAGGGAAAUGCAAACUCCAGUAGUAGAGAACUGAUCUCUAUUGUAAGAUUUGUUUCUACUUCUAUAUUUAUUAGGGUAUUUGUUAAGUGUAGUUGGAGACAAGGUCUUGGUAUACAUGGGAUGAAAGUAGUCAUUCCUCUUGGCAAAAUUGAAGCCAUGUACUCUAAACUAUACAACUUUGUGAGUGAUAAUUGUCUUUUGUUUUACAUUUAUUUAUAAUGUAUGUAAUAGUAAGAUGCUAAAGUCAUAACAAAAUAUUGCACUGUCAGAUAAACUACCUUAAGGUUAUAGAAAAAACACUAUGAAAUGAAUGAAAUAAAUUUAUGUCAAAUUCAUCUUUUAAUAAUAGCAGCUUGUUAUUAUUGCUAACAGUUAUUGCUAACAAUCUCUGCAGCAUUGUAGUUUAAUUCCAGUUUUUCUGUCUCAUCAACAGAACUGACCUAGGUGUGCAAUUUUGUGCUGCUGAGAACUUGGAGGUGACUUGGAGUUUUGACAGUGCAAAUGUCAAACUUGUUUUUCAGCAACCUGAAUAUUCUAUAUUGCUGUGUUGGUUUUUUUCCUAAUUCCCUCAAUUAUAAAUGCUUCAGAAUGGCUCAGUGCAGAUGAAUUUCACAAUUUUUUUAGUAACACGUCCAAACGAGGCAGCUCACAUUUAUCAGCAGAUUGCCUUUCUCAGCUGUCCAAGAUUGCUUCUACUUAUGUUCUUAAAAUUCCAUGUUUGUCAGUCAAGUGUGUCUCAUUCUUCAGUUUUUGUUCUACUGACUUCUUCUACAGCACAGCAAGGUAAUCAGAAUGGAAAACUAUAAGUUGCUUUUAGAGUGGUGUAUUGCAACAGUCUCUUCUGAAUUGCCACUUCACCUGGGCCUCAGGACAGUAGUGUAACAGAAAGUAACAAAAAUGAUGCCAGCUGCAGAUGUACAGCUGCAGCUCAAGUCCUACAGUUAAGAAACUGCUUUAAAGCAAUACAGCUGUAAAGCAAAGCAAGAGCAUAUAAAUCUACACUAGAACACUGCAGAAAGAGUGUGUUCAUGGCAAGAACUCCAUAGACCUGUUUUGCCUUUUGACUAGCAGCAUAAAACAGACUUCUGAAUUCAAGGGUCUAUGACUACUAUAUAAGGAAUAGACUUAGGAAGUUUGGAACAGCUGGCAACUCUUCUGAUUUUUAACACAUGCAAAAAGUUCUAAAAGGAUUCUGUGCAUAUAAAUUCAAAGUGCAAAUAUUUCAUUGCCUGUGCAACUGGUAGAGCAACUUUGGCUUUGUUCAUUAUACGAAGUAAAUCAUUCCUUCAUUUUUACAGCAGCUAGCCAAUAGUAUUUCCCAUUAAAUAUAGCUUUGUGAGCCUCAUUCAUAUGCGCUCAGGAAUGAAGGUGUCUGAAUGUAAUGUGAUUUUGGAACUAAACGUUAAGAAAAAGGAACAUUUCUUCCUUCAUUUAUUCUUUUAAAAUGAAGAGUAAAAUGAAAGUCUUUGUGCUUCUUUAUUUAGGGGAAAGGAAGGUCUGAAACUUGGGCUACCAUAUCCAGAUUCUUAAAAUAAUAAUGCCAACCAAAAAAAAAAAAAAUCUUCAUGGUGCUUUCCAUGAGAGAAUUAAGAUUUAUGAAAUGUUAUUACAAGCAUUUGUUCUCUUCUUACACUAUGUUUGCAGUAUUCAUAAAGUGAACAAAGAGCAAAUAUUUGCUCUUUAUGUUUUUUGAUUUGAAGUACAUCUUUAGGAUUGAAAUGACCCUACAGUCAAUCCUUUCUUACUUCAGUCCAGAGGUGCUGUGUGGCUGAAGAGCUGGUCAGUGCAAAGUUUCACACGAUCAGAAAUGGGGCAACUCCCUCAGGAUUUAGGAUGGAUGAUGGCCUUUAGUAGUCCUUGGUCAGCUCCUGCAGGACUGUUUGAGAGUUUCUGUUUGGGACUGGUCCCUGAAAUGCGUCUUACCUCCUGAAGUAUGCUAGGAAUUGUUAGAGGAGAGUGUCGGUGGCACAGACUAAAACCUUCCAUGAGUCUGUUAGCAUGGAAUAUUCCAUUGCCAGGGAAUGUACUGUGAUUAGCAGGCAUCCUCAGGAACGGAGAAUGGCUCUUAGUGCUGUAACCCCUGCAGCUAAUUGUGAGCAAUCCAAACACAGCACCCAUUGCAAGCUACAUCGAAUGUGCAUGUUCUGUGUGCAGGGUGCUGCAAUGCAGAAAGCCUCCCAGCUCACCACAUAGCAGUUGGUAAUAGCCAGUGAUCUCCUACUGGCUACCUUCAGUCAAAACUUAGUGGCUUGGCAGGAGUACAACUGAUGCUCAGUUCUAUGAAAAUUAUGUGCUAUGUCCUCUAAAUCUUGAAAAUAUAUGUGUAAAUGUAUCUGAAGUGGCUCUACACGGAGCCAGCUCCAUGACACUGCCUCCUAACUGGGCCCUAACAGCAGGGCCCAGGCUGCCUAAAACAGCUGGAAAUGCAACCACAGCACUGACAGUAAAGAUUAUCUGUUAAAAUAAACUGUGAAUAUUAAUAAUUUGAUGGAAUGGCCUUCUUCAGAUUAAGAGCCAUUGGUGCACGAGGCUUAAAAAUGUAACCCAUAAUAAUAUUCCUCUUCAGUACAAUAAUGCAUGAUCCCAUUUAGGAUUUACAUUUUUUUUGGCUGCUUUAUGUAGCAAGUAAAAGAAAAUUGUUUAUAAACUCACCUUUUUUUCUCUAGACUGUAGUUGGUAUAAGGAGUUAGUAUUUUAGUCUCUAAAAUGAUUUAGUUAUAAAUACUGCAAAAACCUGUGGUUCUGUAAUUCUACGGUGAUGCUUGAUAUUUUUCACUCCAGUCAUUUUCCCUAGAGAUAAAUAAUGAGGACUUUCUUGAAGAGUUGGCAGGAGUAUACUAUGGGAUGUUUUGUAGAAGACGACAUGCAGGAUCCUGAGCAACUUACCUCUGAAAUCAGGGAGCAUCUUCUAAGUAGGUAUAGUUUGAGUAUUGAUGUAAAGAUAUACCGGCAUUUUUGCAUCCCUGGUGUACUACUUAACAACUGUGCUCGUCACUCACAGCACAAUGGAAGUUUGCUGUAGCUUGAACAGGGCUCUGAUAAGGCAGGCUAAUGAUAAUGAACAGGUGAUGUUUGUGCCACACACAUUUGCAAAUGAUUGUUGCCAGUAGAUUGUUGCCAGUACCCAACUAUGAGCUGCCAGCCUAUGGUGGUUCCCCCAAGUGGGUGGAAAUUGAGAUUUAUACUGAGUACUCAUGUUCACAUUGACAAAUAUAAUGGAUCAGUGAUGGCUGCAGCACCCUUUCAAGACCAAUCAUAAAGACUGCAAUGGAUUUAAGAUGUUCCCUAUGCCACCACUGAAAGUUAGCAUGUUAGGAGGAUAAAGCACUCCAGAGUCCAGUGUUAUAAGUGCAGUCACACAGUGCAGCUUCUGCUGUCUGACAAAAUAAAUACCACUUUCAUAACUAUGCUGGAUUCCUCUUUUCAAGCAAAAUUAAUAGAUAUGAUGUUUCCAUAAAUGGCUUUGUGAUGACUAUAUGGAAAUAGCCAAGGGUGGUUUUAUAAAUAUUUUUUUAGAACGUAGGACAAGGCUUUCCCUCCCUAUUGUUCUUGACAGAAUUUGGCAGAGCUAAACCCACAUAAAAUGUUACUGAAAGUUAUCUCACGUUCCUCAGCUGAGUCAUUACUGCAUAUUAGUCUCUGUAGUAUUCAAUUACUAAUUGAUCCACAUGGUGGAAAAUGGAAUUAAAUAGAAUGCUUUUUGUUCUUUUUAGCUGAAUAUUGUAUUUCAGUGGCACUGACUAAAAUAAGUUUCCUUCUCUUAUAUCUUUCAUAGUUCUACAAAAAUAUCAUGAAACCUUGUUGACCUCAUUUAUGGAUUUUUUCCCAGCGAACCUAGAAAUACCUCUGUAAUAUGGCAUAGCAAUAAAGAGCAGGACUUCUAUGGAGGAUGUUGUUUUCCUAUGGCAUCAAGUGUGAAAUCUUAAAGAAAGAUAGAAGUUGUAAGAGUUUCAUUAUAUGUAACUAUUAAACUCUGAGUUCAUAUAAAAAUUCCUUUUGUUACUGCCCUGAAGUGAAUAUUUAAUUGGCAGCUGAUUUUCAUCAGGCAGUGAAGCAUACAGGUGAAUAAAAAAAGAAAUUGCUUUUGUGUUGUUACCAACUACUGGUAUGUGAUUCCUCUCUAGGCUGAUUCAUAUUUGCUUCAGCUGUCAAUGGAGUGUUCCUUCCUGUUCCAGUGGCUAGCAAGCACCAAACCCACAGAUCUUUCUUUCCAGCUCCAGUCACCAGAGAAGCAGGUGAGGAAGUAACCUUGCUGUAGACCGCAAUAUUGCCCUUUUUUCUUGAGGUGAAAAGGCAAUGGGGAGGGGAAAGGGAGGGCAGAAAAUAACUGAGAAGAGAAAAAUGAUCACAGGAGUGAAAAGGAAAAUGUCAGGAGGUGGAGAGUUACCAGCGUGAGAGAAGAAAUGUGCAAAAGAUGUACAUGUAAAAAGCUGGCCAAAGAUUACUGGGUAUAAAAAGCAGACACAGGUUAGAGAAAGAAUUCCUACUAACUUCUUACCUGGGUCUUCCAGCAGUGUGAGCACUGUGCUUGUGUAAGCUACCAAACACAUACAGCAGCAUUCAGGCCUCUAAUCCUUCCACAAAAUCACGUGGCAGAUAAAACUAAUUAAGGCUUUCCUUUAAGCUUUAAAUAUCUAGGUGUAGUAUAAUAGCCUGAAGAUACACCCUCCAGAAUCCAAUGAGAAUUUCAGACAAUCAAAUAUGAAACUAUGCCACAAAUCUGUUUCACACAUUGAAAACAAUCCCAUCAUUUGAGGAAUUUGAGAAUCCAAUCCAACUUACAUGUUACAAGUGCAUAGCUGACUUCUUGCACGCCCCCAGUAUCAAAAUGCAUCAUAAAUUUACUGUAAUUGUGCCCACUGCAUUAAACUUACAGUUAUGAAUUAGAGUAACACAGAAAUUUGAAGCAGCAGCUUCACCAAAGACAGGAAGUAAGCCAGUGCACUCACGCUUGGAAGCAAGAGUCGUUUUCUUCCUUUGUAAGCAAUGUUCAAGCCUGAAUGUUCCACAAAGGAAGAUGAAAGAGCCCCCAAAAUAAAUAUACUUAAAAGCUGACACAGACGACGAUGACUUUCAUGCAGUUCCUCAAAACAACCUCUUUUAACAUAAAUACAGAGAUUUUUUCACUUUGAAAGUUGUACUGCCAAGCUAAAGCCUAUAAAACAAAAUUAACUCCUUAAGGAGAAGAUAACAGGCUACAAGCUAAUGUUGAUAACUGUUAAUCCCCCCUCAAGUGGAGUGUUUCUACAUCAUGCUGAACUUUUUAAUAGCAGCGGUGAGUUCUGAUUUUCAAUAGUUACCUCAUAAAUCUUUAAUAGGCCUAAAAUACAUUCUGAGAAGAAGCGUUUGCAAAUUAAAAAUAUUGUUUUCUGUCAGUCAGUACAGUAAAGAUGUAUUCACCCAACCUAUUUUUCAAUCUAAUAUAAGCUCAGUAAUUGUAGCAGAACUUGUAAUAAUGGCCACAGAUAAGCCUUCUUUUCUAUCUUUAUAAAGCAACAGCUUUGGAAAGAGCUAGACUGGGUGUGAAACCUCUGUUCCUGUUCAGUCAGCAUUACAGCGUGUUUCUACAUCUGUACAUCCCUGAUGACAGCACUGCUUUUCUAUUUAUGUUGUUUGUACUCAGUUUGUGCACACUGGUAUUACAUGCUUUUUGUUUUUCGUUUUCAGGCUGCACAGGAUAAUGUCCCUCUUGCCUUAUCUAAUGGGAAAAAAAAAAAAGAAAAUUUGACUACUGGGAUUAGAUUAAUAAGAUGAACAAAACUUGCAACUACACAAGCUUAUGCAAUGGAAAAAUGUAAUAAAAAGUCUCUUUCUAGUGUUCUUUCUACUCCAUGUUAUGUUUUUCCCCAGGCUUAUGUAUACCUGCAGAUCUAUAGAAAGAGUUUGACCAUAUUAUUUCCAUUUCUCUUUGACUCUAUGGCUCUCAUUUUUAUCUGAUGCCUUUUUUCAAUAAAUCCCACAAACCAACAGAUAUUUGGGAGGAGCUUUCUGGAUAUGAAUCAUUUAUAUACAUGUAUGUGUGUGUAUUAUAAGCGUAUACAUACACUUACUUAUAUAAAUUGAGCUCACUGCUCUCCUAAAUAUCUAUGUGAAUUACCAUUGUUAACGAACCCUGAAAUAGUUCAGAGUUCAUAAGCCAUGUUUAGUGAAUGUACAUAUAGUUCAGUCACUUUCUUGACAGAAGAGGUGCUAUAGCUACUGCUAACACUGCUUAGACAGAGGUAAAAACAGGGAGGAUUUAAAUGCAAACAUAAAACUUCUGGAAAACUUUGGCUUUUGGGGAAAAAAAAGAAAAACAACUGUAUGAAAUGGUUAUAUUAUCUCCUAAGAGCCAUGCAACAGGAGCAACAGGAACAAGAGGCCAUCCAAAAUGUUAAAUGCUUGUUUAUAACAGGGGCACAGAUAUCAGCUAGGCUAAAAUGAGGACUUUUCACUUCACAGAUAAGAAGUGUGUAAAUGAAUGUUAAUUCAUUGGAUUUCAUAAUGUAAAUGUGGUGAUGUUUGGUUUUAACUAAAUGAUUGAUUUUAACGCUGUUUAAUUUCAAGAAACUGGAAUGCCUCAAACAUUCUUCACAAAAGCUGUGUGUGGCAAUGUCCUGAUUUGUAAUACCAGUCAGGAUGUCCCUCAUAUCAUUUCAUGGAUAUCUCUGAGGUACCUUUUGGACUGCAGGAGCUAUUGGUCAGUAUUCAGUCUCUGAAUGCUGACCAAUGCUCUGAUAUGAAGCCUUUACUCAUGGUGAAGACUUCAAAGGCAGGCUGUGUGCAUAUUGCUACUUUUUGAGGAGGUUUUGAAGAAGGCCAUGCAACAAAUCCUAUACUAGCUUCUAUUCAGACAAUAUUUACGAGAGACUAUAAAAAUCAAAUUGAAAGUUACUGAAAUACAUGCAAACAAUUAUGAAAUUUGUACAGGAGGGACCUGUUGGAGUGCAUCCAGAGGAAAGCCACAAAUCUGAUCCAAGGAGUGGAAUGCCUCCCCUGUGAGGACAGGCUGAGAGAGCUGAGGCUGUGUUCAGCCUGGAGAAGAGAAGGCUCCAGGAGACCUGAGAGCAGCCUUCCAGUAUCUAAGGGGCUGCUGUAGGAAAGAAAGGCACAGACUCUUUAGCAGGAUCUGCUGUUACAGGACAAGGGGAAAUGGUUUCAAACUAAAAGAAAGGAGAUACAAUCAAAGGUAAGGAAGAAGUUUUUUACAGCAAGAAUGGUGAGGCACCAGCACGGGUUGUCCAGAGAGGUGGUGGGUGCCCCAUCCCUGGACACACCCAAGGUCAGGCUGGAGGGGGCUCUGAGCACCUGAUGGAGCUGUAGAUGUCCUUGUUCAUUGCAGGAGAGUUGAACCAGAUGGCCUUUAAGAGUCCCUUCCAACUCCUAUGAUUCUAUGCAAUUAUGUGUUUUCACCAGACUAGGAGGUAUCAAAUGUCAUCCCUACAGUUACAGAAAGGUUGCUGUGAUCCUAAGCAAGACAAUCUUUCAGGACAAGAAAAGUCAACGGGAAAAGUAAAAUUAGGAGUCUAGAAUAUAUAGAAGAUUAUUGUUUGUCAGAUCCUAAUCUGGAGGGAUUUCACCAGCAACACUAUGCUUCUUUCAGCUCCUGUCUGCACAGCACAUUUUUCCCAUACUCUGUGGGCACACCUGGUAAAUAAGACAGUUUCAAUUGCUGUCAACCUGCAGAGAAAGCAACAAAAGUUCACAAGUGGACACAGUUGGCUGGAGAAGGAACACACAAACUAAAAAUGAUUGAGAUCAAUGCAAGAAAUGGUGACCAAAACACACCAACCAACUACAAAUUAAUAAGUUUUAUCUAAUUUAGGAAGAGGUUUCAGAGAGUAUACUGGCACACAGCAGAUCUACAGAGGAGAGAUAAUCUUAAUACACACAAAAAGAAACAGGAGAGAAUGUGUAGCUACUUCUUGAGAAAAAAUGGGGAAAAAUAAAAUGUGCAAAAAGAAUUCACAUAAAGAAUGGAUAAAGAAGAAUUGGUUUUCAUAUUGUAGGAUAUAGAUUGAACUACUGAAGAUAUAAGUGAACAGCUAAAUAAAAGUUUACUUUUCACAAAUGCCCCAUCAAAAUAUAAAAAUAUAUAAUGUCAAACUUGGAUGAAUUGUGUUUCAGUCUAAAAUGCUUAGAUCAUUCUUUCUCUUACAGAUUAUUUCACAUGGACUCUGGUUUAUCAUCAUUUCAGCAAGUAUUCAGUCUGUAAGAUCCAUCACCAAUAUUUUCCCUGCACUUCUUUUUAUCAGGUAAGAUAACUGCUAUGGAGCUGUUCAAAACAAAUUUUGUAGCAUUCUUGAUGGGUACUUCAUCUUAUGUGCUGUUGGAACAGUGCACAAAAUGUUUUUAAGGAACCUAAGAGGACAUAGGAUCUUAGAGUUACAUGGAAAUUGGAAAUGGGAUGCUAGAAUUGCACAGAUAUUGGAAAUAGCACCUGAGGGUCAUUUCAUGCACGGCAGGAAAGAACAGUUGCUGGCUCCUGGCUAAACAAAAGCAGAAAUAUUAUUCAGGAUGUUUGCUACAUGCAUCAUUGUCAACAGCAUCUAACAUAGAAGGAAAACAGAUCCACCCUUACCCUUGCUAUUCUCUGCCCUACUUCCUCCUUGCUAUUCCCAAUCAUGUGGCUGAAUAAGCAAGCACCCACCAUUGGAUGUCAUGUAUACACAGGGAGCAGGAGGUGUUAUGUACCUCAGGUCAUGCAUUGGGACCCAGGCACACGCACACAUCAUGAGAGGCCCCUUAGUUUUGGGAGCAGAGAAGUGCAUUUAUUGGUUCUUUGAUGGCGGGGGGAGGUGUGAGUAGUUUGGGAGUAGACGUGUUUCAGUAAGAGUUUUCUGAUCUCCAUCUAAAGCUACAGGUACUUUUCUUUAUAUUCUGCUAUGGGAUGUGUACUGUGCUACCUAAAGGUA
Lagopus muta (rock ptarmigan) is the source of this 16584-nucleotide messenger RNA. RefSeq lists its product as uncharacterized. Bases 5680 to 7590 code for a protein of 636 amino acids. NCBI's taxonomy places the organism in Eukaryota, Metazoa, Chordata, Aves, Galliformes, Phasianidae. Gene Ontology annotation, biological process: dephosphorylation. Gene Ontology annotation, molecular function: protein tyrosine/serine/threonine phosphatase activity; polynucleotide 5'-phosphatase activity. The transcript is spliced from 11 exons. The record is from RefSeq and is a predicted model, not a curated record.